Thamnophis sirtalis is the source of this 2468-nucleotide messenger RNA. It is a transcript of the gene ACKR3, whose product is annotated as atypical chemokine receptor 3. Gene Ontology annotation, molecular function: chemokine binding; coreceptor activity; G protein-coupled receptor activity. Lineage: Eukaryota; Metazoa; Chordata; Lepidosauria; Squamata; Natricidae. The record is from RefSeq and is a predicted model, not a curated record. Gene Ontology annotation, biological process: vasculogenesis; angiogenesis; G protein-coupled receptor signaling pathway. Gene Ontology annotation, cellular component: membrane.
GAUUAGCCGAGCUGCCAUCUACAGACGCCUCUUCGAAGCGAGUCCUAUAAAACUGGGAAGGAGCGGUUCAAAGGAGGCAGUCGCUUGCCGAACCGCCCGCGGGAGGAGAAGCAACUCCCUGCGCUCGAGAGGAAGGAAAAAGGCGACCUCGCGACUCAUUUCAUCAAAAAUCAUCUGCAAUGAAUACUAUUGACAUGCCUCCAAUAUUCAAUCUUCUGGAAGUGGAGAAUCUCAAUGAAACCAAUGUAACCUGCAACAAUGGAGAGUGUAUCACUGUGGACUCCCUAUUGUGCCCAAAUGUGAUUAACAAAAGUGCUCUGCUCUAUACCCUCUCCUUUUUGUAUAUCUUUAUUUUUAUGAUUGGCUUAGUGGCCAAUUUUGUGGUGGUCUGGAUGAAUUUUCAAACAAAAAUUACUGGCUAUGAAACUCACUUAUACAUCUUCAACCUUGCUGUUGCUGACCUUUGUGUGAUCAUCACUCUUCCCAUCUGGGUAGUCUCCUUUGUUCAACACAGCCAGUGGAACAUGGGGGAAAUCUCAUGCAAAAUAGCUCACCUUGUGUUCUCUAUCAAUCUAUAUGGCAGCAUCUUCUUCCUGACAUGUAUGAGUGUGGAUCGGUACGUCUCAGUUGCUUACUUCCAACCUGCCAGCAGCGUUAAAAAGAAGAGACUCCGUUGUUGCAUUUGCAUCUUGGUAUGGCUCUUUGCCUUUUUUGCAGCCCUUCCUGAUACCUAUUACCUUACGACGGUUUCCUCCAACAAUGAAACUUAUUGUCGUCCUGUCUAUCCAGAGGAGACUGCAAAGGACUGGCUAGCUGGCAUAGAGCUAACCUCGGUUAUUUUAGGUUUUGUCAUUCCUUUUCCUCUCAUUGCUCUUUCCAAUUGUCUUUUAGCCACAACUGUAUUGGCCUCUAAUGAUCAAGAGAGGAAUAGUAAUGUGAAAAUUAUUUUUUCCUAUGUCCUUGUAUUUCUUGUCUGUUGGUUGCCAUACCACAUAGUUGUCUUGCUUGACUUCUUGUUGGCCUUCCAUUUUAUACCCUUCAGUUGCCAAAUGGAGAACUUCCUUUAUGCAGCUCUUCACGUUACUCAGUGCCUCUCUCUGGUUCAUUGUUGCAUCAAUCCCAUCCUCUAUAGCUUUAUCAAUCAAAACUACAAGUAUGAACUCAUGAAGGCAUUUAUCUUUAAAUACUCAGCUAAAACUGGCCUUACAAAGCUGAUUGAUACUUCCAAGAUUUCAGAAACAGAGUACUCUGCUUUGGAGCAAAAUGCUAAAUGAUCAUUGCUUUGCAAAAGACAUUACUGGAGAAGCAGAUUACUCCAUAUAUAUAUAUAUAUAUAUGAUAUUUCGCAGUUAUACUGGAAGAUAAAUAUAUUUAACAAUGUAUGGUUAAGAUUGAAAGUAUAAAAUACUGUAGUGUUAAUAUUAGAUCUCCAUUCAGUUUUCUAUUGUAAGAGUAGAUUCUAUUGUAAGAGUAGAUAGACAAAUGAAAAUUAUAUGUAUUUUAAGUUGGUCUUUAAAUUUUGUGACAACAUGAUUGUAAUAUAUUUUUUAAAUAUUAAUUAUUGCAUGUUAAUAUGUUUCAUGACCUUUGUUUAGUUGCUUCUUUCAGGGCCUUAUUCUCCUAUUUGUAAGUUAUUUUUCAAAUGCUGUCUUGGAAAAUAAGAUGUAAACGAUACAGUAUGCUAUUUGUGGGGGGGGGGGCAGAUGCACCUGAUAUUUAAUUUUAAAUUCUUUUUUGAGUCAAUAACAGGUAUUUCUGGUGACUCCAGUAUAGUUUUAUAGACAGCACUACAGAAGGGGUUGCAUUAGUUCUCUUCUUAAAUUCCUUUUCAAAUUAUAUCAGAUUAUAACCUGAUAUUCCCUGGAAGUCUUCCAGCAGCAAUCAGAACAUUUUCCUACUCAGCCAAAAUAGUAUAGAGUUCUGAAUUAUAGAUUCAGAGGCAAAUCCCCCAAAAAGUAUGGUUUGCAGGGGUCCCCAACCACUAAUUCCUCAGCCCAGUGCUGCACUGCAACCCAUUGGGAACUGGGCCAUGAAAGUGGUGGGCAUACAUGUACAAAGCUGCAUUUGUGAAAGUGGUACAUUGGUUGCACAAAACCAUUCCCUUACACCAGUGCACUGAGCCAGAAAGGUUGGGGACUGCUGGUUUACAGUAUCCUGCUUGUGACGCACCUGCAUCAACCCUUUUCCCUGAGUCCCCUCAGGGAAAAGGGCGGCCUAUAAAUCCUAAUAAAAUACUAAAAAAAAAAUACUAAACUAGUUUAUGAAUGGAUUCAAAAUAUUGAUGAACAGGGUUCCUCCAGUUUUUACCAGCAAUUUUAUUUUCAUAAUCACGUAGAAUUUAUUGUGCAUGAGUGUGAGUGGGCACACAUUUGUAUGCUUCUGAAUAUAAUUGGUCUCUGUAGUCCAUUUGUGUUCUUUUUCUGAUCCUAAAACUAUUUAAUAAACAGACAACAUGUUAAGAAAUUUUA